AUGGUUUCAGAGGCAGAAUCUGCAAAUACUGUCAGCCAUAUGUGCCAUGAUAAAAGGAACAUUUGUGAGAAGCAUAACUGUCGUCAACACAGCAGCCAUCUCGUGCAUGCGAACAAUGCCAACGAGAAUGCCUUUCUCAAAGACUUUAUGGCCAAAUUACAAACGCACCAGUGGUGGCUUGGGCUAACUGAUGAAGUUGUGGAAGGCGUUUGGAAGUGGUUUGACACUGACACAGUGGCAGAGUUCACAGAUUUUACCUCACAUGAAGGAAACGAUGGUUUCGCUGUCGACUGUGCAAUGUUUGAUUCCAAC
Messenger RNA from Mya arenaria, 312 nucleotides. RefSeq names its product hepatic lectin-like. The annotation marks the transcript as partial. Lineage: Eukaryota; Metazoa; Mollusca; Bivalvia; Myida; Myidae. The record is from RefSeq and is a predicted model, not a curated record. The transcript has 4 exons.